CGUCAUCCUUAGUUGCAAAGAGCUCUAUCAAGGGUCCUGUUCACGAUGGCAUUCAGAUCUCAAAGCCGCCGAGGUUCAGUUAUCAGCUGCAGCCCGUCCGCUCUGGUGCCCGGCCGAGGCACCGUCCGCGACUGGAUCCGACACUGAUAAGGUCCGCUACACGACUGAACUGAAGCGCCAUGCUGACGGAGGUGCUGCUGGGGAUCCUGCUGGUGGCGCUGCUGUUCGCGUUCGUCAACAGGAAGCCGCCGAACCUCCCGCCGGGCAAGUGGGGCUGGCCCGUGCUUGGCAGCCUCCCCUCCGAGGAUGUGUCUCUCGGCGAGCAGGUCAUGGAGCUCAGGAAGAAACAUGGGGAUAUCGUCUCAUGGCGAAUGGGCAGUCGGAUCUUCAUCUUCUUCUGCGACUACAAGACCAUCAAAGCCGCUUUCUCGAAGAUUGAAUUCACAGACAGACCCGAUUUCUACAGCUUCGACAUCUUCAACGAAUACACGAAAAGCGGCAUCGCCAACACCAACGGGCAAAUGUGGAUUGACAACAGGCGGUUCGCGCUGCGCCAGCUGAAAGACCUGGGCAUGGGCAAGACGCAGCUGGAGCAAGCCAUCCAGUACGAGGCCGUCUGCCUGGUGGAGGACUUCAAGAGGCACACAGGUCGUCCGGGUCCUCCUCCUGCCUCCAUUACCGUGGCUGUCCUCAACGUCAUCUGGAAACUGGCAGCAGAUCACCGCUUCGAAGUGGACUCGCCUGAAGUCCAUUCCUUUAACAAGAUGAUCACUACGCUGUUUGAGGACUUCCAGGGCCCGGUGGUGUGGUUCGACCUCAUGCCCUGGCUGAUCCCCAUCGUGCCAAACUUCGUCCGGAAGUGGAUGGGCAUCGACACCAUAGAAAAGAAUGUGCACAAAGUCCUCGAACUGAUGGGUGAAUACAUCAAGCAGCACCAGAAGACGUUGGACCCAGACAACCCACGUGACUACAUUGAUGCUUACCUGCUGGAGAUGGAAGCUCGCAAGGACGACCCGCAGUCCAACAUGAGCAUUUUCGACCUGAAGAACUGCAUGGCCGACCUGUUCACUGCCGGCAGCGAGACCACGGCCUCCACGAUCCGUUGGGCCAUCUACUACCUGGCCAAGUACCCUGAGAUCCAAGCCAAGGUGCACAAGGAGAUCGACUCGGUGGUUUCCAGAGACGUCCUUCCGUCCAUACAGCAGAAGAACAGCUUACCAUACCUCGAAGCUGUGACGCUGGAAAUCCACCGACUGGCAUCUCUCCUGCGCGUUGGUCUCGUCCACAGCUGUAACAAGGACACUAAGUUCGGUGAUUAUGUCAUCCCUAAAGGAGCAGUCUUGUCGGCGCUGCAAGAGGGCUGCCACUCGGACCCCGCCUACUGGGAGAAGCCCUACGAUCUCUACCCCGAGCACUUCCUCGACGCCGAAGGGAAGGUCCUCACCAAGAAGGAGGGCUUCCUGCCGUUCUCCCUGGGUCGCCGCCAGUGCCCCGGGGAGUCGCUGGCCCGCAUGGAGCUGUUCGUGUUCCUCUCCGCCCUCCUGCAGAACUUCUCCUUCUCGAUCCCCAAGGGCAAGGAGCUGCGGCUGGAGAAGAACCCGAAGGAUUCCUUCCUCAAUCUGCCGAAGGAGUUGGAUAUUGUUAUUACCGAGCGACCCUGAGACGUGUGUGUGCGUGAGGGUGUGUGUGUGUGUGUGUGUGUGUGUGUGUGUGUGUGUGUGUGUGUGUGUGUGUGUGUGUGCAUCCUUCCAGAACAGUGUUCAGUAAAAAUAACAGUAAUAAUCGAUCUUGCUUUUAUAACAUUGCAUGCAUCAUUCAACAGCAUAUAUAUUUUUUCCACCUAGCCAGUUUUACUAGAACUGUCCGAGGCCCGACCCAAUAAAUAUCCAUAUAUAUGUAAAUGCAUAUACUCAGAAAUAAGUACAUAUAUGUCUAUCUAUCUGAUAGAUAUACAUUUACCUGUCUAUCUGUCCGGUAGAUAUGCAUGUGUAGACUGAUAGAUCUAUGUAUUUAUUACUGUGUAUAUGAACAUUCGUUGGGCCUCGUAUAAUUUUAACAAACCGGCGGACUGGCAUUGUAAUCACUAAAAA
This is a messenger RNA of Penaeus vannamei (Pacific white shrimp), 2090 nucleotides long. NCBI's taxonomy places the organism in Eukaryota, Metazoa, Arthropoda, Malacostraca, Decapoda, Penaeidae. The record is from RefSeq and is a predicted model, not a curated record.